CGGCCAUGUUUGUGGUGGAUCCCUCAUCAACAGAGAGUGGGUGAUGUCUGCUGCUCACUGCUUCUCCAGUACAAGUACGUCUAGAUGGCAGGUUUCUCUCGGUCGUCAGAACCUGCAGGGCAAAAACCCAAACGAAGAGUCCAGAGCCGUUGCCAAAAUAAUUUUGCAUCCAAAAUAUGACAGUUCCACCAGCGACAACGACAUUGCUCUGCUCAGACUCUCCUCACCAGUCAAAUUCACAGACUACAUCAGACCUGUGUGUCUGGCAGCCAGUGACAGUGUGUUCAACAACGGUACUGAUAGCUGGGUCACUGGCUGGGGCGCAGUCAAGGAGGGAGUGUCAUUACCGUUCCCUGAAACCCUUCAAGAAGUGGAGGUGCCAGUUCUGGGAAACAGACAUUGUAACUGUCUCAAUGGAGUCGGUACAGUCACAGACAACAUGAUCUGUGCUGGUGUUCUGGCAGGAGGCAAAGACUCAUGUCAGGGUGACUCAGGAGGUCCAAUGGUGAACCAGCAGGGCUCCGUCUGGGUCCAGUCUGGAAUUGUUAGUUUUGGUUUUGGUUGUGCUCGACCCAAUCUGCCGGGAGUCUACUCCAGAGUGUCCAGUUACCAGUCCUGGAUCAACUCCCACAUCAGCUCUGAUAAGCCAGGCUUUGUCCAGUUCACCUCCAGUGGGCUGGAUGCUGACAGCAGCUACACCUGUCCUGGUCUGUCACCUCCUGUUAUUACUACUACUACUACUGGUACUGCAGGACCAGACACAACUACAGACCCAGCAACUGAAACCACAGGUCUAUUGUGUGGCAUCACACCCCUGAACACCAGGAUAGUUGGAGGGGAAGAUGCUCUACCGGGAAAUUGGCCCUGGCAGGUUAGUCUGCAGAAAUUUGGCGGCCAUGUUUGUGGUGGAUCCCUCAUCAACAGAGAGUGGGUGAUGUCUGCUGCUCACUGCUUCUCCAGUACAAGUACGUCUAGAUGGCAGGUUUCUCUCGGUCGUCAGAACCUGCAGGGCAAAAACCCAAACGAAGAGUCCAGAGCCAUUGCCAAAAUCAUUUUGCAUCCAAACUAUGACAGUUCCACCAGCGACAACGACAUUGCUCUGCUCAGACUCUCCUCACCAGUCAAAUUCACAGACUACAUCAGCCCUGUGUGUCUGGCAGCCAGUGACAGUGUGUUCAACAACGGUACUGAUAGCUGGGUCACUGGCUGGGGCGCAGUCAAGGAGGGAGUGUCAUUACCGUUCCCUGAAACCCUUCAAGAAGUGGAGGUGCCAGUUCUGGGAAACAGACAUUGUAACUGUCUCAAUGGAGUCGGUACAGUCACAGACAACAUGAUCUGUGCUGGUGUUCUGGCAGGAGGCAAAGACUCAUGUCAGGGUGACUCAGGAGGUCCAAUGGUGAACCAGCAGGGCUCCGUCUGGGUCCAGUCUGGAAUCGUUAGUUUUGGUUUUGGCUGUGCUCGACCCAAUCUGCCGGGAGUCUACUCCAGAGUGUCCAGUUACCAGUCCUGGAUCAACUCCCACAUCAGCUCUGAUAAGCCAGGCUUUGUCCAGUUCACCUCCAGUGGGCUGGAUGCUGACAGCAGCUACACCUGUCCUGGUCUGCCACCUCCUGUUAUUACUACUACUACUACUACUACUACUACUACUACUGGUACUACUACUACUGCAGGACCAGACACAACUACAGAUCCAGGAUCCACAGCAUCAAGUGCUAAAUUGUGUGGCGUCACGCCCCUGAACACCAGGAUAGUUGGAGGUGAAGACGCUCCACCAGGAAGUUGGCCCUGGCAGGUUAGUCUGCAGAGAUUUGGCGGCCAUGUUUGUGGUGGAUCCCUCAUCAACAGAGAGUGGGCGAUGUCUGCUGCUCACUGCUUCUCCAGCACAAGUACGUCUAGAUGGCAGGUUUCUCUCGGUCGUCAGAACCUGCAGGGCAAAAACCCAAACGAAGAGUCCAGAGCCAUUGCCAAAAUCAUUUUGCAUCCAAAAUAUGACAGUUCCACCAGCGACAACGACAUUGCUCUGCUCAGACUCUCCUCACCAGUCAAAUUCACAGACUACAUCAGACCUGUGUGUCUGGCAGCCAGUGACAGUGUGUUCAACAACGGUACUGAUAGCUGGGUCACUGGCUGGGGUGCAGUCAAGGAGGGAGUGUCAUUACCGUUCCCUGAAACCCUUCAAGAAGUGGAGGUGCCAGUUCUGGGAAACAGACAUUGUAACUGUCUCAAUGGAGUCGGUACAGUCACAGACAACAUGAUCUGUGCUGGUGUUCUGGCAGGAGGCAAAGACUCAUGUCAGGGUGACUCAGGAGGUCCAAUGGUGAACCAGCAGGGCUCCGUCUGGGUCCAGUCUGGAAUUGUUAGUUUUGGUUUUGGCUGUGCUCGGCCCAAUCUGCCGGGAGUCUACUCCAGAGUGUCCAGUUACCAGUCCUGGAUCAACUCCCACAUCAGCUCUGAUAAGCCAGGCUUUGUCCAGUUCACCUCCAGUGGGCUGGAUGCUGACAGCAGCUACACCUGUCCUGGUCUGCCACCUCCUGUUAUUACUACUACUACUACUACUACUACUACUACUACUACUGGUACUAUUACUGGUACUACUACUACUGCAGGACCAGACACAACUACAGAUCCAGGAUCCACAGCAUCAAGUGCUAAAUUGUGUGGCGUCACGCCCCUGAACACCAGGAUAGUUGGAGGUGAAGACGCUCCAGCAGGAAGUUGGCCCUGGCAGGUUAGUCUGCAGAGAUUUGGCGGCCAUGUUUGUGGUGGAUCCCUCAUCAACAGAGAGUGGGUGAUGUCUGCUGCUCACUGCUUCUCCAGCACAAGUACGUCUAGAUGGCAGGUUUCUCUCGGUCGUCAGAACCUGCAGGGCAAAAACCCAAACAAAGAGUCCAGAGCCAUUGCCAAAAUCAUUUUGCAUCCAAACUAUGACAGUUCCACCAGCGACAACGACAUUGCUCUGCUCAGACUCUCCUCACCAGUCAAAUUCACAGACUACAUCAGACCUGUGUGUCUGGCAGCCAGUGACAGUGUGUUCAACAACGGUACUGAUAGCUGGGUCACUGGCUGGGGUGCAGUCAAGGAGGGAGGUGAGUCUGCUUUGUCAUUACCGUUCCCUGAAACUCUUCAAGAAGUGGAGGUGCCAGUUCUGGGAAACAGACAUUGUAACUGUCUCAAUGGCGUCGGUACAGUCACAGACAACAUGAUCUGUGCUGGUGUUCUGGCAGGAGGCAAAGACUCAUGUCAGGGUGACUCAGGAGGUCCAAUGGUGAACCAGCAGGGCUCCGUCUGGGUCCAGUCUGGAAUUGUUAGUUUUGGUUUUGGCUGUGCUCGACCCAAUCUGCCGGGAGUCUACUCCAGAGUGUCCAGUUACCAGUCCUGGAUCAACUCCCACAUCAGCUCUGAUAAGCCAGGCUUUGUCCAGUUCACCUCCAGUGGGCUGGAUGCUGACAGCAGCUACACCUGUCCUGGACUGCCACCUCCUGUUAUUACUACUACUACUACUGGUACUACUAUUACUACUACUAUUACUAGUGGUACUGCAGGACCAGACACAACUACAGACCCAGCAACUGAAACCACAGGUCUAUGUUCCAUGUCAAGUGCUAAAUGUAAGUAA
Molecule: messenger RNA, 3616 nt
Organism: Sebastes umbrosus (honeycomb rockfish)
Lineage: Eukaryota; Metazoa; Chordata; Actinopteri; Perciformes; Sebastidae
Product: transmembrane protease serine 9-like
Exons: 16
Coding region: 44-3616 (1190 amino acids)
Biological process (GO): proteolysis
Molecular function (GO): serine-type endopeptidase activity
Source: RefSeq, a predicted model, not a curated record